AUGUCGGUUUUAGUUGACUCCAUCUACGGCAAGGACAAUGUCAAGUUCUUGAAAAUCAAACGAGACCCAUCCAACCCCAAGAUCCAAGAUGUCAUCGAGGUCACUGUGAAGGUGCUUCUCAAAGGUGCCUUUGAUGUCUCCUACACAAAGGCUGAUAAUUCUCCAAUUGUGCCCACAGAUACUGUCAAAAACACCAUAUUGAUCAAGGCCAGAACAGAGGACCCCUUCUUGGUCGAAAACUUUGCUAACAUCUUGGCUUCUCAUUUCCUCGCCAAAUACGAUCAUAUCUCCAGUGUCGACGUCGAUAUUAUCCAGCUCCGAUGGUCAAAAUACUUGGUCAACGAUAAAUUCCACGACCACUCCUUCAUCAAAGAUGGUGACGAGAAGAGAAUCUGCCAUUUAUUCAGAUCCAGAGUCGGCGACUUCAAAUUGACCUCAGGCAUCAAGGACCUCACUUUGUUGAAGUCCACUGGCUCCAUGUUUUACGGCUACAACAAGUGUGACUACACCACCUUGAAACCAACCAACGACAGAAUCCUUUCAACUGACGUUGAUGCCUCCUGGGUUUGGUCAAACCAAAUCACCUCCUCAAAUAUCUCAGAUCUAUCCAACAAUGGUCUAUUCGACAAAACAUAUGCCUCUGCAAGAAAGAUAACUCUAGAUUUGUUUGCAACUCAAAAUUCUCCAUCUGUUCAAGCUACAAUGUAUGAUAUGGCCUCUGAAAUCUUGAAAACUUCCUCAAAGAUUAAAUCUGUUACUUACACUCUCCCAAAUAAACAUUACUUCCUAAUGGAUUUUUCCUGGUUCAAUAACUUAAAAAAUGAUGAGGUUUUCUACCCUUCUCCACAUCCAAAUGGCUUGAUCAAUUGUACUGUCACUAGAGAUCCAAAAUCAAAAUUAUAA
Molecule: messenger RNA, 903 nt
Organism: Ascoidea rubescens DSM 1968
Lineage: Eukaryota; Fungi; Ascomycota; Saccharomycetes; Ascoideales; Ascoideaceae
Product: urate oxidase
Exons: 1
Coding region: 1-903 (300 amino acids)
Biological process (GO): urate catabolic process; purine nucleobase catabolic process
Cellular component (GO): peroxisome
Molecular function (GO): urate oxidase activity
Source: RefSeq, a predicted model, not a curated record